This is a messenger RNA of Naegleria lovaniensis, 3339 nucleotides long. RefSeq lists its product as uncharacterized. The record is from RefSeq and is a predicted model, not a curated record. NCBI's taxonomy places the organism in Eukaryota, Heterolobosea, Eutetramitea, Acrasida, Naegleriidae. The coding region runs from base 1 to 3339 and encodes 1112 amino acids. Gene Ontology annotation, biological process: protein phosphorylation. Gene Ontology annotation, molecular function: protein kinase activity; ATP binding. The transcript has 2 exons.
AUGAAAGGAGAGGAUAUGUCCUCGUGGUCGUCAAUGGCUGCUAGUGGAUGGCAGCAGUGGCAACCUGUUCCAGGUCAUCUCACGGAAUUACAUAAUGACGAGCAACCAACACCAAAACAUUCCAGUUAUCGGGAAUUUUGCAACCCAAUACUAUCAUCGGACACUAUUUCAACAACUUUGAAUUUUGAAAAUUAUAAUUAUUUGAAAUGUAAAUCAUCAUCAUUACUUGGAGUUGAAUUAAAAGAAGACUUCGCUCCGGUUUUUCAAAAAUCCAAAAAACUGCUCUCCUACGCUCUCAUCUAUUUAUUAUUAGUAUUAUCAUUGCUACUCAUCCCAAAAUUGUUAUGGCAUCAUCAGGCCAUCGUUUUACCUGUGGAGGCCACAACAACAGGAAAUUUCCAUAUGGAAUACUCAAAGCGCAUCCAAGAGGAAUUACUUUCCGAGUUGAACACCAAUAACAUCAUUCACAGUGAAACAGAUGUUCCAAAUUCUCUUAAAUUAUCAUUUGCUGGAUCUUUCAGAUAUGCUCUCAGAAAUGAUCAACCAGUUUUGAUCGAUGUUAAUGAUUUGAAUAGUGAAGAGCUCAUUUUCGUAGCCUUUAUUUCGAGGUCGAACCAUUUGAAAGUUGGUUGUGAAGCCAUUUUAGAUGCGGCCAAAUCAGAUAGUUUAUUGUACACGAUCACAGUUGGCACUUAUAACAUUUUGAAGGGCAAAAUAACGUGGCACUCAAAAGAAAGUAUUGUAAACGAAUUGCUAGGAGAUCCAAGUUUUGUGCAAGUUGGAAACAAAAUAUUUGUCACCUAUCCACAAGAUUCAAGCGGUCUACAGUAUGUCAUGUUCUCAUCCAUAACAAUUGGAGAUAGCGUAUUCUAUACGAAUACAAGUUACAGCCUUUCUUUCACUCAAACAUACCGAAACAUUAUCAAACACGCUGGAGGAAAUAAUUUUCUACUUUUCAGAGAUAGUUCCACAUUCGAUGCCAUACGCCAAAUUAGUAAGGAUUUUGUCAGCAGCAAAAAAAAGUUGGCACCACUGGCCACAGUAUUCAAUUUUGAUAGCGAUCCAGCUCGAAAGGACUCACCCUUCAUAACCAAUUACUUGUUUGACAUAAUAGUGGAAUGUGAAUAUUUCGAACAAUGUCCAACCAUUGAUAACGUCCUAUACGAAGACGGAAUAUUGUUUUUCAAUGUAUUUGGUGGAAAAUCAAAAAUCUAUAUCUCUAACAAUAGUAGUGAUUUUCUCACACUGGAAAAUUCAAACUUUGGAGCAUUUUACAUGUUUGAACUAAAUGUUGAUAGAAGAAAACUUACUCUCGUCGACUGUGUUUUCACAACACCCUUUUCAUACAUUCCUAGAAACAUUUCUUCAUUCAAUGAAACAUUUUUAUCAUAUGCGCCCAUGCUAGGAAUUAAGACUAUAUCCAAAACACCAACAAUGAUCUAUGGCUUUGGAUAUUACGGCGGAGUUUUAAAUCAUAACUCUACAAUGAUAUUUUCUCAGAAAGAUCCUUCAUCAACAGGAAUUUUUUUCAUUUACAACUUGCAGAAAAAGCAAUUUGAUUACUUGGGAAAUACUUCACAUUAUCCCUACGAAUUUCGAAAUCCAACAGCAAUAUCACAUAGCGGAAUUUUUUAUUAUCUCGAUAGAACGGCUUCAAGAGUGACAUUAUUGGAUAUGAACACCAUGAAUGCUCAGACAUUUGUGCUGAGAAACACGUUAAUAUCAAGGAGGAUUUAUGUUGAGCUAAGGCUAACUCCAUUCAGUAAUGAGUUGAUGCUUAUAUCUUCCUUUAAAAAUCGUGAUAGCACUACGAUCAUGGAUGGCCAUCCAUUGAACCUUAUUGAUAGGUUUGAAAAGGGACAAUAUGCUACUUAUAGAGAUGGCUACUUUAUCACUGUAUUCGAGUUUACCAAAACCAAAGAGUUAAAUUUAAAUUCCUUCAUGAUUUGUGCUCGACCCAUUUGCGGAGAACAGUAUGUCACCAACGAAACAUAUUUAUGCGGAGGUGCAGGAACAUGUCUAUUUGAUAUGACAACAAACACAUCCGUUUCGUGUGCUUGUCCAACAGACGUUGAGCACUUUUUAACAAAUGUCGGAGAGUUUUGUCAAGACAAUAACUUCUAUGCCUUUUUAAUUCCAAUUGUUGCUGUGGUAGCAAUAUUAUCUCUGCUGCUUGGAAUUUCUGUAACAUUUUGUAUUAUCAAAUCCACAUAUACAAUCAAUAGGAAACUUUCUCUACUCAAAUCAAAAGAACGAAAAGAAAUUGAAUUGCAAAAACGAUUAUUGGAUUUUCAAUUUAUUCAUUCUGAUGCAGUGACCUUUAAAGAUGUGAGUUAUAUCAUCCACAUGGAAGACUUAAAAUUCCUUACAAGAGUUGCUGAAGGGGGUGGAGGCGUGGUGUUCAAGGGAGAAUGGAGAGGCGUUGAAGUAGCAAUCAAGAAGGUUAAAUACAGUAGUGACGACACUUCCUUUGAGAAGGAAGCGAGCUUAUUAAGCAGAAUUCGCCAUCCAAAUAUCGUUGCAUUCUUUGGUGUGAGUGUGACUGAGAGAGAAAAGUUCUUGGUCACUGAAUGGAUGCCAAGUGGCUCCUUGGAUAAUUUAAUUUCAAAUACGGCGAAAGGAAAAAUUAUUUUGAAAUUCAAACAAAAGAUUUCAAUACUUCUUGACAUUUGUAAGGGAAUGUGUUAUUUGCACGCUUCUUCAAUUAUUCACAGAGAUUUGAAACCUGCCAACGUAUUGAUUGGUUCAAAUGGAGAAUGCAAGGUUUGUGAUUUUGGUCUCUCUACAUAUCUCAUGCUGCAUGAGGACGAUGAGAAUAUGGGUAAUGUUGGAACAUUGUUGUGGUCGAGCCCAGAAGUGUUGCAAGGCCUACCUUGUGAUGAAAAGGUAGACAUUUAUAGUUUUGCAAUCAUCAUGUAUGAAGUAUUGUUCGAAACUGUGCCAUACACAAUUUCUGAGAAAGUUGAUCCAAGUUAUUUUGUUUCUGAAACAACAGACAUGGUAGUAGAGGGUCAUGGUAUUGUCACACCGUCCAAUCAACAAGAUUUAACACUCUUUAGCACUCUGCUCAAUCACGGUAAUGCUGCUGAAUUGGGAAGAUACAUUGUGCACGGUGUAAGACCACUUGUUCCAUUUAACACUAGAGAACAAUGUAAAAGAUGGGUCAGUAUUUAUCAUAAUCCAGAAAAAGAAGAUAUCAAGUUGGAAACUUUGUCAUCAGUAGUUUUCCUCUUUGUUCUCCUCAUGAAGAAGUGUUGGUCUGAACCAGAGGCUAGACCAAACUUUGAUUAUAUUUUGAACACUUUGUCAACCAUCAAGAAGACAAUUAAAAAGAAUUAG